AUGGCGGCGGCGCGGGCUGCCGCGCGGGCGGCGGGGCUGGUGCUGCUCUACUACGGCUUCUCCAUCGGCAUCACCUUCUACAACAAGUGGCUCAUGCAGAGCUUCGCCUUCCCGCUGUUCAUGACGCUGCUGCAUCUGCUGGUCAUCUUCGCGCUCUCGGGGCUGGCCAGGCGCUGCUCCCGCCGCUGCAGCGCCGCCACCUCGGCCACCGCGGGGCGCGCCCUCCUGCCCUGGCCCGCCUACCUGCGCCAGGUGGCCCCGACAGCGCUGUCCACCGCCCUGGACGUGGGGCUGAGCAACUGGAGCUUCCUCUACAUCACCGUCUCCCUCUACACCAUGACCAAGUCCUCGGCUGUCCUCUUCAUCCUCCUCUUCUCGCUGAUCUUCAAGCUGGAGGAGCCGAGAGCCGCCCUGGUGCUGGUGGUGCUGCUCAUCUCCGCGGGGCUCUUCUUGUUCACCUACAAGUCCACCCAGUUCGACACCGAGGGCUUCGCCAUGGUGCUGGGCGCUUCCUUCCUGGGGGGCAUCCGCUGGACUCGGACCCAGAUCCUCCUGCAAAAGGACGAGCUGGGACUCCAGAACCCCAUUGACACCAUGUUCCACCUGCAGCCGGCCAUGUUCCUCAGCCUCUUCCCCCUCUUUGCCGUGUUUGAAGGUCUGCCCUUGUCUGCGUCGGAGAAGCUCUUCCGUUUCCAGGAGGUGCCCCUGCUGGUGGAUCUGCUGGGGAAGCUGGUCCUGGGGGGGCUGCUGGCCUUUGGGCUGGGCUUCUCCGAGUUCCUCUUGGUCUCCAGGACCUCCAGCCUCACCUUCUCCAUAUCGGGGAUCUUCAAGGAGGUCUGCACCCUGUUCCUGGCGGCUCACCUGAUGGGAGACCAGCUGACUCCGCUGAACUGGCUGGGCUUUGCCGUCUGCCUGCUGGGCAUCUCUCUGCACGUGGCCCUGAAGGCCCUCAGGGGGCCAAAGGGCACGAAGCACCCCGAGGCGCCUGGCUCCCCUGCAGACCUGGAGCUCUUGCUGCUGCCGAACUCCCAGGAGGAGGAGGAGGAGGAGGCCCCCCUGCGCUGA
Messenger RNA from Protobothrops mucrosquamatus (brown spotted pit viper), 1065 nucleotides. RefSeq names its product solute carrier family 35 member C2 (gene SLC35H1). The transcript is spliced from 9 exons. Gene Ontology annotation, biological process: UDP-glucose transmembrane transport. Gene Ontology annotation, cellular component: Golgi apparatus; cis-Golgi network; endoplasmic reticulum-Golgi intermediate compartment. NCBI's taxonomy places the organism in Eukaryota, Metazoa, Chordata, Lepidosauria, Squamata, Viperidae. The record is from RefSeq and is a predicted model, not a curated record. Gene Ontology annotation, molecular function: antiporter activity. The coding region runs from base 1 to 1065 and encodes 354 amino acids.